AUGAGCCACGCUCUUCUUCUCCGUCUCUUCCUCUCCCCGUCAUUUUUCAACGUACACGUCGCACUCCAGUACCUCAGGACUUAUGGCGACCAUGUCGGCAUUACACACUAUCUCACCGGAAGGCUCAAGGGAAUGGAUCCAGUGGAAGUGGAAGGUCUUUGGGGAUUGGUUUGCCAUUUGCUUGUGACACGGCCAUCGAAAUCUGCUGCACUCGAAUGCUUCGUACUCGAGAGGGCUGAAGAGUCCACGCAUAUAGCUCUACUAACUCUAUGGUUCAUGCAAGCUGCGCUGUCCGACCUCUCAAAGGCGAAGCGCGAGACGCUCUCCUUCUACAUCUGCCAACGGGUCCUCAACCGGCUACACCACAUCAUUUUCGACCCGCCCAUAGACCCCGACACGCCUUAUGGCUCAGUGAUAGAAGUAUCCCGGAAAGAGAAGGUGAAGCCUCGCAUGGGACCGGCGCUGGUGGGGAUUGGUACUGCUCUGGGCGCGUUUGCCCUCCCGCAGCUUGGGGUCGUUGGGGAUUGGGCGGUGAAGCAGGGUCGGGCAGAGGAAGGGAUGCCGAAAAGAAUAAAACUUCCAGGGGAGGAUGUCGAGAGCCCGAACACGCCCGUGCCACCGGUACUGUACGAACAAGGGGACGACCUGGUCGAAGAGGACGACGAGGCCGAGUCUGCCAUGGAGACCAAGCCACGUGCCGAAUCACCACUCACGUCUAGAUCCGAAAUGCCGUCGCGCCGUGUUUCGAUCUACGAUGCCGACCCCACAGGCACGCGCAACCUCAGCACUGUAUCGCUCCAAUCCCCGCAUACAGCGCCUAUUCCCGGUGCAAGGAAAGUUUCCGGUCCUCACGCGACUUCCCCCUCUCUUCCGUUCGCAUUCCCAGCCCGUAUGCCGGAGGUAGAAGACCCGUUCGGACAAUUGGAUUCGGAGACUUCGGGAAAGAACGGCUGGUUCCCGUCGCAUGUCGACAGACAGCACUCGCGAUUUCAGAGCAGUCCGAGCAUCUCUACUUUCAACAGACAGAGCACAGAUAUUCAGCUGUUGGCACGAUACCCGCUCCGAGCGCAGACUGUACUCCUGAAAGCCCAUUACUUCAAGUGCCAGACGAGGUUCUUGUUGUCACUGGAAUCGAUCUCAAACAGGCUGCUGGUUGUACCCAAACCGGCAAGAGUGAGUGCUCUGAGGGCAGAGCUGACAAGCUUGAAUCAUCAGCUUCCGUCGGAGAUGUGCCUACCAAUGUGGUGCCCGUCUACCGACUCGGACAAGUGCCAUGCCCAUCAUCGGAUCGUCCGAAUACCCGCUGGCGAAUGUGUGGUACUGAAUUCUGCCGAGAGAGCUCCAUACCUGCUUUUCCUCGAAAUUCUUCAGGGCGAUCUCGAUUUCGACCCAUCCAAACGCGCAAAUAAGGAGAUCGUCAAAAAAGUGCUAAAAGAACAGCGGCAGUAUCAAGUGAAUGGUCAUACUCUGAAUGUCAGCGAUGAGGGAGACGCCAAGAAGCAGGGUAUCAAGUCGCCGACCGGAUUCCAACCAGCCGAUUUUGGUCAAGAAAUCAGCCCCGAGGCGGGUAGCCUCCUUCCUCCUCCUGCCCUUUCAACGAUCCCACCCACACCUGACGGCUCAAGCCGCAAUUCUAUGACUGCGGAGGACAGUCCCGUAGAAGACGAGGAAGAGAUGGAUCUCGUUGAGCAGGUGUACGGCUCCGAUAUCCAACUGCAUCCCGAUGAAAUUGAUCUGACGGACUCGAUCGCUCUCCCCACCCCACCAAAAAACAAGGCCCUCGAUAUCGCUACUUGGUCACGUUCAAAUCCGGCUUCCCCACGACCGGAUACUAGCGUUCACAGCACACCUCGGCGACACUCUUCGAUCGCUGGUCCUCGACGAAUAUCGUCCUCGCCAGUUCCUUCAUCGACUCCCCCACGAGAAGGACAAAUUACUCCCGGCGGACACCUGCCCGUAUUAUCUCUGGAAGACUACUCUGAGCGGAUGCGAACAGCUGCUAUCAUGCUCGCUCAGCUGAACGCCAGCAUGACCUCAGUGACCCCUCCUUCACCCGAGCAGCACCCAACUCUAGUCGGAGGCGUGCUUAGCUGGAUCCCUGGGACUUCACGCCCACAGCCCUCGCGCAAGCAAUCUCUGAACGGAUACCUGCCUGAUGGUUCUCCAGCGCCUCACAGUGUUGCCGUCCGGCUGCGAUUGAACCACGGUGAAGCGUCUGCGAUCAAGGAUAGGAUCAUGAAGGAGAUGAUGUCCCUUGAAGAGGAGCGGAUGCAGCGGAUGAGUGAGGCGGAAGGCGAGGACGUCGGCCUGGGCAUGUCGGGAUCGGCUAAUCGGAAGACUGCGGAGGACGAGACGAUCGUGAGACGAGAGCUGAACAAGUCGGACCCGUCUGCCCCGGUGUUCAAGGAAGCUUGGGCUACGAAGAAGGCUCGCAUACGGAGUAACUCACCUUAUGGUCAUCUGGCAUCUUGGGAUUGCAUCUCUAUGAUCGUCAAAACCGGCGCUGACCUUCGACAAGAGCAACUGGCCACACAAUUGAUUAGAGAGUUCGAGCGUAUCUGGAAGGAGGAAAAUUGUCAUUGCUUCUGCCGUCCUUUCCGUAUCCUAAUCACCGGUGUUUCUUCUGGUCUGGUUGAGACAGUGACUGACGCGGUGUCCAUUCAUUCGAUAAAAAAGGCGGAAUAUGCCAAGCGGUUGGCCGAGGGCAGGUUUGGGAACGUGUCAUUGAUGGAUCAUUUUGUCAACACAUAUGGAGAUGCGUCAACUGCUCGAUUUGUUCGAGCACAGCGGAAUUUCGUACGAUCGUUGGCAGGGUACUCCGUCAUCACCUACCUCCUGCAAAUCAAAGAUCGGCACAAUGGCAACAUUCUUCUGGACAGGGAUGGUCACCUCAUUCACAUAGACUUUGGUUUCAUGCUGUCCAAUUCCCCAGGGGGCAAUAUGGGUUUCGAAGCUGCACCAUUCAAGCUGCCUAUGGAAUACAUAGACAUUCUGGGUGGAAUCGAAAGCAAAGCGUUCACCGAGUUCAAGACGCUUUUCACGGAAGGUUUCGAGGCAGCAAGGAAACAUUGUGACCGCAUCAUCACUGUUGUGGAGCUUAUGCAGAAAGAUUCGGCCUUGCCCUGCUUCACUUUAUUAGGCGAACAGACCGCGAAUGCGCUGCGUGACCGAUUCCAGCCAGGACUGACUCAGUCGAUCUUUCAUGACUAUCUGGAGAAGCUUAUUAUCAGCUCGGUUGGGAAUACAUGGACCAGGCUAUACGACUCCUAUCAAUACUAUUCUCAAUCAAUACUAUGA
Dacryopinax primogenitus is the source of this 3297-nucleotide messenger RNA. RefSeq lists its product as uncharacterized. The record is from RefSeq and is a predicted model, not a curated record. The coding region runs from base 1 to 3297 and encodes 1098 amino acids. Gene Ontology annotation, biological process: phosphatidylinositol-mediated signaling; phosphatidylinositol phosphate biosynthetic process. Lineage: Eukaryota; Fungi; Basidiomycota; Dacrymycetes; Dacrymycetales; Dacrymycetaceae. Gene Ontology annotation, molecular function: 1-phosphatidylinositol 4-kinase activity. The transcript is spliced from 8 exons. Gene Ontology annotation, cellular component: membrane; cytoplasm.